Anas platyrhynchos (mallard) is the source of this 898-nucleotide messenger RNA. The record is from RefSeq and is a predicted model, not a curated record. NCBI's taxonomy places the organism in Eukaryota, Metazoa, Chordata, Aves, Anseriformes, Anatidae.
GGGUGGCGGCGAUGCUGAGGAGGGCGGCGGAGGCGGCGGCCAGGGGGCUGAGGAGGCCGCUGGGGAGGAGGCAGAGAGGGGGGGGCGGCGGCAGCCCCUCCGGCAGUGCCCGCGCCCCAAGGAUCUACACCCGGACAGGGGAUGGAGGCUUCUCCAGCACCUUCACCGGCGAGAGGAGGCCCAAGGACGACCGCGUCUUCGAGGCGCUGGGCACCACGGACGAGCUGAGCUCUGCCAUCGGGCUGGCUGGUGAGUUCGGUGCCGAGAAGGGGCACGGCUUCGUGGAGCAGCUUCACAAGGUCCAGUGCAUGCUGCAGGAUGUGGGCUCCAACAUCGCGACGCCUCUCUCCUCAGCCAGGGAAGCUCACUUAAAACGAACUGCGUUCAGCGAGAAGCCUGUCCUGGAGCUGGAGCAGUGGAUUGACAGCUACUCAGAGCAGCUUCCUCCGCUCAGAGCUUUCAUCCUGCCCUCGGGAGGUAAAAGCAGCGCCGCUCUCCAUUUUUCCCGAGCCGUCUGCCGCAGAGCUGAGAGGUGUGUGGUUCCGUUAGUACAAGCAGGGGAAGCAGAUCCAAACGUGGCCAAAUAUUUAAACAGACUGAGCGACUACCUCUUCGUUUUGGCCCGUUACGCUGCAAUGAAGGAAGGGAAGGAAGAGAAAAUAUACAUCAAGCCUGAGCAGUGACUGGGAGCUGGGAUCUUUGCUUUCUAGAUCAGUGGAAAGCGGCAGGUUCUGUGGAAAGGCUUUGAGGCUUUGACGGGGCUCUGAGGAAUGAAGAAGAGAAAACAAUCAGCUUCUCUCUGUAAGUCACAACGCCCGUGCAGAACAGCCACUGUGCCGAGAUUCAGGAACUCUGUCCACAGGCGUUGAAAUAAUAAAUGUGAUUUACUUGUACCAAA